Messenger RNA from Rubroshorea leprosula, 2065 nucleotides. The record is from the annotation of a GenBank genome assembly. Lineage: Eukaryota; Viridiplantae; Streptophyta; Magnoliopsida; Malvales; Dipterocarpaceae.
GGCGAUCGAAGACGGCGACCUAAUUCACUAAAAAAAGGGAAGACGGCGAGGUAGCCGCCGAGAACCGGAGUUAGGGUUUCACUCAUCUGUAUCAGAAUCGAAGAACAAAAAAAAUGGUUGGUUCAGGCGCACCGUCCGAGAGGGAAGACAAGGUUUCCUUGGAACUCACGGAAGAAAUUCUUCAAAGCAUGGAAGUCGGCACGCUCUUUAGCGACUAUAACUGCAGAAUCAGUUCAAUGGAUUUUCACAAAACGUCUAGUUAUCUGGUCACUGCUAGUGAUGAUGAAUCUAUUCGCCUGUAUGAUGUUUCUAGUGCAACAUGUUUGAAGACGAUUAAUAGCAAAAAAUAUGGGGUUGAUUUGGUUUGCUUUACAUCUCAUCCUACAACAGUUAUAUACUCUUCAAAGAAUGGCUGGGAUGAGUCCUUGCGGCUUCUGUCCUUGCAUGACAACAAGUACUUGCGAUAUUUUAAAGGUCACCACGACAGGGUUGUUUCGCUUAGCCUUUGUUCUCGCACUGAAUGCUUUAUAUCUGGUUCUCUUGAUCGAACUGUUUUACUCUGGGAUCAAAAAGCUGAGAAGUGUCAGGGUCUUUUACGCGUACAGGGAAGGCCUGCCACAGCAUAUGAUGAGCAGGGGCUUGUUUUUGCAAUUGCCUUUGGAGGAUAUAUCAGAAUGUUUGAUGCUCGAAAGUAUGAAAAGGGUCCUUUUGACAUUUUUUCUGUUGGGGGAGAUGUAUCUGAUGCUAAUGUUGUAAAGUUCAGCAAUGAUGGAAGACUUAUGCUUUUGACAACAAUGGAUGGCCGUAUUCAUGUUCUUGAUUCAUUUCGAGGCACACUUCUGUCCACAUACAAUGUGAAGCCAGUUUCUAGCAAUUCCACAGUAGAGGCAUCUUUCAGUCCUGAAGGAAUGUUUGUAAUAUCAGGAUCAGGAGAUGGUACUGUCCAUGCUUGGAGUGUAAGGAGUGGGAAAGAAGUUGCAAAUUGGCUGCUUUAUGACAUUGAACCUCCUGUGAUAAAAUGGGCUCCUGGAAGUCUUAUGUUUGCAACUGGAUCUACUGAGUUAUCUUUUUGGAUUCCAGAUCUGUCUAAAUUGGCAGCUUAUGUUGGAAGGAAGUAGAACUUCCAUUGCUACACCCUUGCAAUUCUACGUCUGAAAGUCAAGGUUGAUACUUAUACUGAGAAAUAACUGUUUCUUUCACUUUCACCUCUUAGAGUAUCUAGUGUACGGGGUACCCGUUAAACAGCCUUGGUGCAUUUGUCAAGGUGAUAAUAUCCAUGAUCUCUGUUGUAUUCCACCAUGCCAUCUACUAACACGUAAUAAUUUCUGCACCUUCAUCAUCUCUAUCUUUUAUAAGCAUUUCAAUUCCCUGUUACUUGGGGGACUGUUAAUCACAUUCUCUUAUUGAUCAAUCUGUGUUAUCUUAGCAUCCAGUAGAUUUUAUGCUGAUCAUCUAUUCAAAAUGUAGGGACUCAUAAAGAUGAAGAUUGAAGGGAAACCUUCACUUUCUCCAUGAUUUGACUUUAAAUAGAAUUUUAUGGACGAAUGCAAAGUGGUGUCUAAAAGAAGCAAACUUUAGGGUCCUUUGACAUCAUUCAACCAUUCAGCAGUUGGGGUCCUUGGAGGUGAGAUAUUAUACUCAAUGUACUCUUACGCAAGAGAAUUCUGCAGGGAAUGGGGCUCUGAAGAUAAAAAUACCCACAUAUGUGCGUAUGUAUACAAAACAAUUUAUGUACAAAGCGCACGAGUCCGUUGGAAAGGCUCCAAAAUACAGCAGCAUUCAUCAAAAUGGCAAGCAAACCAACUUCGUCUGAGCCAUUGGAGCACUUUCAGGAGAGCAAGAUAGCUCACGACUUGAGCAUGAUGCUAUUCAUGACUCACUUUUUUACUAGUAUCAGACAUUACGUACUUGUGGCCUCAGAAAGCUUUUGAGAUCUUGUUUGGAUCUACAACUAAAUCUCUCUUCGGAUGUAUAUGAGAUCUUCAUUCGGUUUUCUCUCUCUUACAGCCCUUAAUGCCUAAAACACAUUGGGGUCAGUCUCAUGCUAUAAAGUGCGAAAAUGUGU